Arctia plantaginis is the source of this 525-nucleotide messenger RNA. The record is from the annotation of a GenBank genome assembly. NCBI's taxonomy places the organism in Eukaryota, Metazoa, Arthropoda, Insecta, Lepidoptera, Erebidae.
AUGCACCGGUGCAAGUGGUCCUCUAAAGUUCAAGAACCAAAUAUUGUAAUAAUUAUUUCCGGGAAUUCUUCGGACACAGGCCCCAGUGGCAUAAUCAGGAGCGGUCCAGAGGACACCAGAGGGGUCCCUCAUAGUGGCGGACGAGGAGCUGCUUCUGCAGCGAACCGCCUCCGAAUCCGCGAUCCCGACGAUGAGUUCGAUACCCCACUGGCCGAAGCCUACGCAGUCGACUCGGGGAGCGAAGAAGAGGAAGAGCAAGGUAACGAGGAGCUGCUCAAUCUGUUACAAGAGGAAGAGGAUGAGGACUCCGAGUUCCAAGAUAAUUUUUCAGAAGAGGUUGAGCACAGAAUUGGAGACACCUCUCCCCUACGUCUAUUUACCCAAAUUUGGGACCAACCUCUUUUGGAUAUGAUUCGUGAGCAGACAAACUUCUACGCUUGGAAGACCAUUGUUCCUCUAUCAGUGUCCGAAACUGGCAUCUCCGCCCAAUCACGUUUAAAUGACUGGGUUGCGACGUCCGUUUGA